AGUUAGUGCGCGAGGCGCUCCUGAGGGGUGAACCAGAGGCCGCUGUUAGUGCCGCUGCUCCAGCCUGCCUUACCGCCCGCCAUGGCCCACAAGCAGAUCUACUAUUCCGAUAAGUACUCUGACGAGCAGUACGAGUACCGACAUGUGAUGCUGCCACGAGAACUUUCGAAACAAGUGCCAAAAUCUCAUCUGAUGUCUGAAGAAGAGUGGAGACGACUUGGUGUUCAGCAGAGUCUUGGCUGGGUUCACUAUAUGAUUCAUGAGCCAGAGCCACAUAUUCUGCUAUUCAGAAGACCACUUCCAAAGGAUGAGCAGAAAUAAUCCACGGCCUUUUAAAUCUUCUGGAACUAUGUAUAUGAGUGUAUAUAUGUUGGUAGUAUUCAGUGAAUACUUUAAAUUUACAAAACAUACAUCCAAACCUGUGCAUGAGCUGUAUUAUUCACAGCAACAAAGCUCAGUCAAAUGCAAUUCCAAGCAGGCUGCUAUGAUGUUCAAAGAGUUAUGAUUUUAUCUUUUACUGUUAAUGUAAGUGCCUCUCUGACUUAAAUUGUGUUGUUUGCAUGUUCUGAUUAGUUCAUCCCUUGUUAGUGUUGUAUAACUUUUGCACUCAAAUUUUCUGCUGCAGUUCAAAUCCAGUAGUUCAACUGUUUACUAGUAAGCAGGCUUAAGAAAUAAACUGUUUACAUGUUUUAUGAAA
Molecule: messenger RNA, 697 nt
Organism: Passer montanus (Eurasian tree sparrow)
Lineage: Eukaryota; Metazoa; Chordata; Aves; Passeriformes; Passeridae
Gene: CKS2
Product: CDC28 protein kinase regulatory subunit 2
Exons: 3
Coding region: 82-321 (79 amino acids)
Biological process (GO): regulation of mitotic cell cycle
Cellular component (GO): cyclin-dependent protein kinase holoenzyme complex; SCF ubiquitin ligase complex
Molecular function (GO): ubiquitin binding; cyclin-dependent protein serine/threonine kinase activator activity; protein kinase binding
Source: RefSeq, a predicted model, not a curated record